CGCCUUCUUCUUUCUGCUCCCUCCCCCGUCCUCCCUCAGUCCCUCCCCCCAUUUUUGGCCCCUUUUCCAUUUUUGCUCCAAAAUAAAACCAGCCGCAACGGAGGCGCAAACCCCCUCCGAACCCGACCGCAAAUUAUCCUCGCAGCUUCCGCCGCCCGCCGUGGCGUCCGCCCCUUCGACGAGAUUGUUCUGGUUCCUCGUUCGGAUAUAUGAUGAACAAGGAUACAAAGCAACUGAGUACAAGAAGUUCGGUGGUGUGACGGCACUGGGUUUUGGAAGACUAGCAGAACCAAUUUUGAUGGGCCAUCUUGGUAUUCUUGCAUCUGAAUUAGGCGAUGCAUCAGACUUUGACGUUGAUGGCAUCAACAGCCUUAGUGAGAAUGAUGUCAGUGACGAGGAGAUUGAUGCCGAGGAGCUGGCCCGUCGAAUGUGGAAAGACAAGAUCAAGCUCAAGAGGAUCAAGGAGAGGCAGCAGAAGCUUGCUCUGCAGCAGUCCUAACUGGUGAAGUCCAAGGCAAAGAAGAUAUCCGAUCAGGCGCUCCGAAAGAAGAUGGCGAGGGCCCAGAAUGGGAUUUUGAAGUACAUGCUCAAGCUGGUGGAGGUGUGCAAUGCACGAGGGUUUGUUUAUGGGAUCAUUCCUGAAAAGGGGAAGCCUGUCGGUGGUGCAUCAGAAAACAUAAGAGCCUGGUGGAAGGAGAAGGUGAAGUUUGACAAGAAUGGGCCAGCGGCGAUUGCAAAAUAUGAGCUUGAGAACUCGAUGCUGAGCAAUGCUAAGAGCAGUGGGACAAAGAAUCAGCAUAGCUUGAUGGAUCUCCAAGACGCCACUCUGGGCUCAUUGCUUUCAGCGUUGAUGCAGCACUGCAGCCCACAGCAGAGAAGGUAUCCACUGGAUAAGGGUGUCCCGCCCCCAUGGUGGCCAUCAGGGAAUGAGGCGUGGUGGACUGCUUUGGGCCUUCCGAAGGGAGAAAGUCCUCCGUACAAAAAACCUCAUGAUCUAAAGAAGGCUUGGAAAGCUGGAGUUCUGAUGGGUGUGAUCAAACACAUGGCCCCGAACUUUGAUAAGAUUAGGAAUCAGGUAAGGAAGUCAAAGUGUUUGCAGGACAAAAUGACAGCAAAAGAGAGUCUGAUUUGGUUGGGAGUUUUACAACGUGAAGAGAAAAAUGACACGUAUAGCAGCAGCGAUGAGUAUGAUGUCGACCGAUUGGAGCAGCCUCCUCGUUCUACAUCAUCCAAAGAGGAUGAAGGAGACACUCAGCCUGUUUUGCAGAUAAGAGGACCGCAAAUCUCAACUAGAAAGAAGAAGAGAAGGCGCCGUGAUGAAUCCUCCAACCAAGUUGUUAGUAAGGAAGAAAUGACUAAAUCUCAGCAGCAGAAAAGCCCCUCGGACCAUCCGCCAAUUGCUGAGGAUGAGGUUGAAGUGACACAAAGAAAUGAUAAUCCACCAGAAACCGUGAGCACUGCGAUUAGUGAUAUGAACAUAUUUUACCCAAUGGAUGUGGUGGGCAUGGCUAACCAGCCAGCAAGUCUCAAUCAUGUCCCUACAAUAGGAUCUUUGCAACAGCACGCGGAUUCACAAGGGAAUUUUCUAUCUCCUGGUGCUGCGAUCAACAACUGCAACAGUAACCAGGAUGCAAGCGCUGCUCUCAACAACAACAACAACAGUAACCAGGCUGCUAGUGCUGCUCUCAAUAACUACAGCAGUAACCAGGCUGCAAGAGCUGCUCAAUCAAGCACUUAUCUAAGCGACCCCCCUCUGGCUUGUGAAGGCAGCGACGACAUUGUCAACUCAUGGUCAGGACACUCGUUUCUGCGGGAUAUUGGUCGUGGGCCAAUUGGUUUUAAUCCUUCACCAGUUGUUCAGCCUUCGACGAUGCAGCAGCCACUACCACUGCCAACGGAUCACCAUGCGCCUAUUGUGGGUACAGGAGCGCUGUCCGAGGACGGUACUUAUAGCUAUCCUACGGCAGGCAGUGGGCAUCCGGGGACUGUUGCUAGCGAAGCCCGCCAGCUCAUGGAUGGUUCUUUCUUUGGCGAGGCCGCUGAUAAGUUUGCAGGCGACUCUUUUGGCGCACUUCCUUUGAGCCUCAUUCCUAUCAGUAGUCCGAUCCCUUUCCUCGAUGUUUUCCUGGACGACGAUGAAUUGAUGCCAUACCUGGGCACAUGACACAGUGUCCGAUACCUGAUAACUGCGGGUCGGUGGUCAAUCAUGCUUGUGCUGCCGGGAGUGUUCGUGGCGUGCUGGUGGGUGUUGCUGCAGCUACAGCUCCUGAACCGUCCCGGGCGCAGUGUCGAUUGGCGACUCCUUUGUAAGAAUAAUAAUGUACUUUAGAUCUUAGGGUGCUCGCUUGACUGUACUGUGGAUGCCAAAUGGCAUGCUACCGCCGUUAGCCUUGAACUUAGCCUGUAGGAGAUGAGUACUCGUUAGGAAGUUGUGGCAUCAUGCGGCUGGCGAAGGAUUCCCGCCUCUGGUUAAAGCAUUUUAUUUUGUUAGUGUACAUACAUAUUCUUAAUUAGUUUCUGUUGGUCUGCCGGCUGCCUGCCCA
This is a messenger RNA of Panicum hallii, 2543 nucleotides long. Its product is annotated as ETHYLENE INSENSITIVE 3-like 3 protein. The record is from RefSeq and is a predicted model, not a curated record. NCBI's taxonomy places the organism in Eukaryota, Viridiplantae, Streptophyta, Magnoliopsida, Poales, Poaceae. Bases 551 to 2164 code for a protein of 537 amino acids. Gene Ontology annotation, cellular component: nucleus. Gene Ontology annotation, molecular function: DNA-binding transcription factor activity; DNA binding. The transcript is spliced from 3 exons.